AAUGCGUCACCACGGCAAUGAAACUCUCCGAAGACUUUUCAAACUCACUUGAAAGGCCGAGUGACUGAACAAAGCAGGAAGAAAGAUGCACUAUUACCGCUAUGAGACCGCGGAGGUCAGCUGCUGUUUUAAGUACCUGAUGUUCAGCUACAACAUCAUCUUCUGGCUGGCUGGGGCGGCCUUCAUCGCUAUCGGUUUUUGGGCCUGGAGUGAGAAGGGGGUGCUGCUGGACCUCACCCAGGUGACGCGCCUGCACGGGUUCGACCCGGUGUGGCUGGUGCUGGCGGUGGGCGGGGUCACCUUCAUCCUGGGCUUCGCCGGCUGCGUAGGGGCCCUGCGGGAGAACAUCUGCCUGCUCAAGUUUUUCUCAGGAGUGAUCGGCUUCAUCUUCUUCCUGGAGCUGACGGCGGCCGUGCUCGCCUUCGUAUUCCAGGAACCCCUGAAAGAGUGGAUCAAGGACUUCUUCCUCACCAACGUCAAGGCUUACAGGGAAGAUAUCGACCUGCAGAACCUCAUAGACUCGCUACAGAGACUGAACUAUUGCUGCGGAGCCAAUGAUCCCAAUGACUGGGACCAGAACGUCUACUUCAACUGCUCCAAACACAACCUCAGCAGGGAGCGCUGUGGAGUCCCCUUCUCCUGCUGCGUCGGCGAUCCUGCGGACUCAGUGGUGAACACUCAGUGUGGCUACGACAUCAGGGCUCAGAAGGGAGACUGGAGCAGCACUAUCUACGCUAAGGGCUGUAUACCGGCCUUGGAAGAGUGGCUACCGCGUAACAUCUACAUCGUAGCCGGAGUCUUCAUCGUCAUAUCUCUGUUGCAGAUGGUGGGGAUCUUCCUGGCGCGGUCGCUGAUCAGCGACAUCGAGAAGGUCAAGUACAGCUACUACUGACGCAGCCCACGCGGGGUCAGUCUCGGGUUCGGACUCUCACCAGCACCUCUGCUCCCAUUGGCUGGGGCCUGCCCGGAGAGCGGGAGGGCGGAGCUCAGUACCAAAUGAUCUGCUCCGCCCCUCUGUCUGUCUGUCUGUCAGCAUGUUUCAGUGGGGAAUGCAGCAGGAAGGGGGACCAACGCGGGACAGACUGAAAUAGUUUACAUCAUUUUAUCUCUCUGAGAGCCAGAAAGAUUUUAAUUCAAGGGCCGCAUUAACCGUCUAGUUUUUGUUGUUGUUGUUUCAUUAAUUGUUUUUGGAUUUAUAAUACAAUGAAGAUGUUGGAGGCAGAGGUCACCCCAGCAAUGUAAGGCAUGCGUCCUGCUAACGAACUUGGGGUUCCGCCAGCCUGCUCCCCGAGUUCUGAUGCAAGGAUGAUGUCAGUGAACUCCCCGGUUCUAUUUUUUUUUUUUACAGUUCCACACAUCAGACACGCCCUCUUUCGUCCUGUUGUGACCUCACAGCCUUGAUCAUUACAUUCCGUCAUACACCUGAAUUCUGAGCCCUGUGCUGCGGCUGUGACUGCCAUGACAGUCUAACUUCACUCACUGUAGGAGGUGUUCUGCUUUUUCCACUGGGCUGGGACGUGGAGGGAACGCGAGUUGGAAAGCUGGGGGGUGGGUGCCAUUUUCCUUCUCUCUGCCUUCUUAGUGGCGUCUCUUAAAAAAACAACAAAAAAAAGCUUUUUUUUUAUUUUGCAGAUGGGGAAGCAAUCUUUCAGUACUUCUGAAUUCAUGGCCACCAAGGCCUUGUUGAUGCACGCUUGUUUAAUGGCUUGGAUAUGGUGCGGUUUGGUUGGAGGUGAUAUCAAGGGUCAUUGUGUAAAUGCAAAAGCAUGUCAUGGAGAGAAACCAAGAAAAGACGACUGCUGUCACAAUACCGUUCUCUCCCCAUUGCAAGUUAAUAUCUAUGAGGACAAGCCACCUCAUCAAUGUUCGUUAAUUUCGAGCCUGUUGGAAUGUUCACCGUGUCACAAAGCACCUCUGGGCAGAGAUCAUAUGGUCCUGGAACCUGGCAGGAACCAUGAGCCAGACAAGAAGAGACGGGGGGGGAGAGGGUGUGGCCAGCCAGCUUAACAGGAUAUGGUGGCUUAGGUGCACUCCAAUCCACCUGCAUUAGUCACUCAAAUUCCUUUUUGUUCCUCUGCUGUUAUAAAGCCACUUUCUCUGCUCUCCUCCACCUCUCCUUCCUGUGUGAAAGGGGAAGACUGAGCAAUGAGUGAACCCUCCCCCAGUCACGUGCACACACACGUGCACACACGCUGAUACACACCUGACAACCUGCCAUGUCUGCAAUGUGAAUUCUGUGUGUAAAUCCUACAUAGGUGGGUGCUUACAAAGUGCUCAGGAGGCCUGUACAAGCUAAUGUCAUCUCUUCGUCUCCAGACCCUACCCUCCCUCUCCAUUCUCCUACAUGUCACAGCCGUAAUGAGCAGCUAGAAGAUUAGAUGUCACAAUAAGCGAUGAUUGGGGUUGAAGUCCAGAUGUUGUUGUGUAAGUGUGGGUUGUUGCCUGCACCUCUGGACUUGAACUCUGAUCAGCUCUUUCUCUAUGAGAUGUUCUGUAGAGCGCUUCUGCAUUUAACCUGACACCACACAGUACCAGAUUCUGCCCUGCAGUCACCCCGAGUGCCUGAAGGAUUCUCUGUGGGCGUGCCAGUCCCACAAGGCAUUAUGGGAAAACUUUUACUCUUGAAUUUUUACAAAAAGGGACCUUUGUUACAUUUAUAAUUAUACAAAGAAAAAAUAGUUCUAGUUCAAUUUUUUGUAAUAACUUUUUUAUGUUUUGUAAAUACAAAUUGUGUAAUUUCUUGCCAGCUAAUGUUUUUCAAUAAAAUCAGUCAGAUUUUAUUGGCCUUGUGAAUGGUGGAAAAUGGUCAGUUUGGCUAUAAUGUCACUUUUUGCAAAUAUGGUGUCAAUGAAGUCCUCAAUGUACCUCUUCAUUUCCUGUUUUCAUGAUAUAUUUGUCUGAACUGGGCAGCUGUGAAUAUACAUAUAAUUAUUACCAGUGUUUAUUAUUACCAGUGGCGAAGAGUAGCUGCUGUUUUCAGUUAAACGGAAAGUUGUUGGUUGUCACGGUACAAAUCAAGACACGUUUGCUUUUCUCAGAAGUACUUGGUUCCUUUUAUCUUUUUAAUACAGUGUACUGGCUCUCUUACUGCUUCAGUGAGAAUUAGGACGCCCCAACUUCUUCAGAAAAUCGGUUUUCUCAGCAGGCAAACCCUCACUGCUUAUAAUUGCAGAAUUUCUUUGUUUUUCUGGCUCAGAACAGCAUGCUUGUAAGUGAGUUAAGUGUAAUUCAGGCAUUUUUAUGGCAUUUUCUUUUAUUUCUUAAAUAUACAGCUGAGAAGCUAGACAGCUUUUCAUGCAGUUUACAGUCUUGAGAAUGUAAACAUGCCAUUAGGGACUUGAAGUCAAUUAGUUUGGAGCCCUCUAGUGUUCAAAAUUGUCUAUUGCAGAAUGCCGUUUUUUAGAUUGUGUUUUUUUAACUUGCUGGUAAUGUUAAGAUAUUGAAUUCAGAAGGCUGUUCUUCUGUUACGAAGAGCUGCUGCUGCACCUGUGGUGAGGGAGAACCUGCUCACAAUAAGCUGAAUUUUCCCCUCAGUUUGAGAUGUUUUAAGUGAAGGUUUUAUUGUGUGCUUUUUGUUGGAAGGCUAAGAACAUAAACUGUGAAAGACA
This is a messenger RNA of Anguilla anguilla (European eel), 3608 nucleotides long. RefSeq names its product tetraspanin 14 (gene tspan14). The coding region runs from base 86 to 892 and encodes 268 amino acids. The transcript is spliced from 9 exons. Gene Ontology annotation, cellular component: membrane. Gene Ontology annotation, biological process: protein maturation; protein localization to plasma membrane; regulation of vascular endothelial growth factor signaling pathway. The record is from RefSeq and is a predicted model, not a curated record. Lineage: Eukaryota; Metazoa; Chordata; Actinopteri; Anguilliformes; Anguillidae.